Messenger RNA from Phaedon cochleariae (mustard beetle), 2028 nucleotides. NCBI's taxonomy places the organism in Eukaryota, Metazoa, Arthropoda, Insecta, Coleoptera, Chrysomelidae. The record is from the annotation of a GenBank genome assembly.
ACAAUGUCAACAACUCAACAAUAUUUGAGGUUAAGGUUAUGGUUAUCAGAUUUUGUUUAGGUUUUUCAAUCAAUUUGAUUUAUAAGGAUAAAAGUAGACCUUUAGGCAUUGUAAAAUAAUGUUGAAGCAAACAGCGCUGAUUUUGUGUAUCGUCAUACAAGUCUAUCAUGCAUCUUUUCCAAAUGUUUAUCCCAAAAUCAAGUCGGAAAAAGUGACCGACGCCGACGAGGUGACCGACGAUCCUGGUGUACCACUGUUUCUAACGCCCCUCAUCGAACAAAACAAGAUUAAAGAAGCCCAGACAGCCGCUUUGGUUCAUUUCAACGGCUUCAAAAAUGUUCAGAGCUAUGCCGGAUACCUGACAGUAGAUAAAACUUUCAAUUCCAAUCUGUUCUUCUGGUUUUUCCCGGCGCUAGCUGAUUACAAAAACGCCCCGGUGAUUCUGUGGUUACAAGGUGGACCUGGAGCCACUUCGUUGAUAGGUUUGUUUGCCGAAAAUGGUCCAUUUUUAGUGAAGAACAAGAAAGGCUUGAGGGUACGCCCAUACGCUUGGACAAACACCCACUCAGUUAUUUACAUUGACAACCCUGCUGGCACAGGGUACAGUUUCACCAAUGGUGGAUAUGCUCAAAAUGAAACAAAAGUUGGUCAAGAUCUGUAUAAUGCUUUGCUGCAGUUCUUCACACUCUUUCCAGAUAUCCAGAAAAAUGAAUUUUAUGUUGCUGGAGAAUCAUAUGCUGGCAAGUAUGUGCCAGCAAUUUCUUAUACCAUAUUAAAGAGUAAUCCUGGAGCUAAAUUGAAGAUCAACCUUCAAGGACUGAGUAUUGGGAAUGGACUUUGUGAUCCUGAACAUCAAUUCCAGUAUGGCAACUAUUUAUACCAACUGGGAUUGAUUGAUUCUAAUGUUCAGAAAAUAUUUCAAGAUCAAGAGCAACAAGCCGUGACCUACAUAAAAAACAAACAGUUCGACAAAGCCUUCCAAAUCUUCAACAGCUUAUUGGACGGCGACCUCAACAACCCAUCGACGCUAUUCAAAAACGCCACCGGCUUUACCAACUACUUCAAUUUCCUCUACCCGGACGACCCCAACAAUCUGGAAAUCGCCAACAUGGGCAAAUACAUCCAAAGAAACGACAUACGAGCCGCCAUACACGUCGGAAAUUCGACUUUCAACGGAGAGGAUCCAACAGUGGAGAAGUUUUUAGUUGGGGAUAUAAUGCAGAGUGUCGCCCCUUGGAUUUCUGAGCUGCUGAGUAAUUACCGAGUGCUGAUUUACAACGGGCAGCUUGACAUCAUAGUUGCCUACCCUCUCACCGUCAAUUUCUUGCAGAAUCUGCAGUUCAGCGGGGCAGACCAGUACAAAAUGGCAGCUCGGUACCAAUGGCGGGUUGGCAAAGAUUUGGCAGGUUAUGUAAAGGUGGCGGGGAAUUUGACGGAGAUUUUGGUGAGAGAUGCGGGUCAUAUGGUACCGGCCGAUCAGCCGCAAUGGGCUUUCGAUUUGAUCUCGAGGUUCACAAGGAAUAAGCCAUUUCACACGAGAAAUUGAGUUUUCUUUUCUAAUUUCAAGUGGAGGAAGAUUCUCAUUACGUCAAAGUGAAAAAGCAACUGCCAAAGAUAACAACGUCAAAAAUUACCACGAACAAAGAAAGCAUAUUUUCCAUUAUCAAAAAUGAGAAGGAACACAAAAUCAGGUACUCAGGUGACCUAUUUCAAAUUUUCAUGACAUUCUCUUUUUGAAUAUACAAGGAGUUUAGUAAUUUAAGGCAAGAAUAUUAUUUAAUUUUUCUCUGUGAUUUUGUUGAUCUUAAUUUUUCCUGAUAUGAUUUUAUUGCCUUAUUACUUCAUCUCUAAAGGAAACUACUCAAGUAACUGAAAAUAAUUUUACCACUACUAUUCUUAUCUCUAACCCCUUAGUCAUCAUUUCAAAUAAUUUCAAAUACCAAAUUGAUAUUCCUAAUUCAAGUAUAUUUUAACUUGUUCUUGAGUUGACUUAGUUUUGACUUUUUAUCUUAUAUGGAUUUAACUGAG